This is a messenger RNA of Caenorhabditis remanei, 243 nucleotides long. RefSeq lists its product as uncharacterized. The coding region runs from base 1 to 243 and encodes 80 amino acids. The transcript is spliced from 2 exons. The record is from RefSeq and is a predicted model, not a curated record. NCBI's taxonomy places the organism in Eukaryota, Metazoa, Nematoda, Chromadorea, Rhabditida, Rhabditidae.
AUGGCUCCUUGUCCAAAUGUCAAGAAGGUUGAAAACACCUCCAUGGAGACAUCGGCCAACAAGGAUGGAAGUCGCAUCCCGAAAUAUCACUCGAGAGAGCACUCCAUCAAAUCACAACACCAGGAAUCCUUGAAAAAAGAAACCAAAAAUAGCAAAGAAGAAAAAUGGGUUCUCUGCAAGAACCGAUCGCAUAAUGGCCAAGAAGGAUUGAAAAACGGAUCUUCAAAGCCAAUCAGACAAUGA